Molecule: messenger RNA, 2863 nt
Organism: Malaclemys terrapin pileata
Lineage: Eukaryota; Metazoa; Chordata; Testudines; Emydidae
Exons: 16
Coding region: 786-2147 (453 amino acids)
Molecular function (GO): lipid binding
Source: RefSeq, a predicted model, not a curated record
GGCACCCUGCUGAGUAUCCAGCACUUGCUAUUUGGUAUUUUAGUUGGGGUUGCAUUUUUCUGGUCACAGUGAAUUGCAGGAGACCACUAUCCCAGGUUAAUUAUUUUUUCUAACCUGUUACCUUUAUGGAUUGAUUAUGAAUACUUUGUACGAGAGAGAUCUUUUGAUUCUUCCUGGCGGGGCAAUAACGAGUCAAGAACACAGGAACGCAGCACUCGCAUAAAUGAGUGGUGUUGGUUGCAUUUUGUGUGGCAUGCCAAGAGUGCUGUGCUUGGGGAGUGGCCAGGUGAAUAGUUAUUAGAGCUGCAUUCCAUAGUCACUACUCAGGAAAAACACACACAGUUCUGGCUGCAUAAGGACUUCAAGUUUGGGCCAAUUAAUUAUUCUUUAUGGAUCAGUAAAAAGGGCUCCAUGUUCUCUAAGAAGAUUUUCAAUGUGUCUCCAGUUUGUCUCUGAAACUCUUUCAGAUCCUAAUGUGGAUGUUAUUAGGGAAGAUUAUUCUGGGGACAGAACAAAGUGUGGCAGGUGCUUUUACGUUUUAAUGUGGGCUGCUCAGUUUCACUUCUAUGGGCCACUGAGACCUUCCAUCUCUCUGUUCACAUUACUCAGUGCUUGCUGAGCUUUGCGCAAGGAGCAAUGGACAAGGAGGAGGUAGGAAGUCCAUUUACGGAGAUGUAAUUUGGUGAUACCUGAAGGCGUCAAACAGGAGCUGAAAAACAAACCGGUAAAUUCAUGCUGCAGGCAGAGAAGCUGCUUUGGUGUGAUCUUCGGUACAAGGACUGAAGAUGAUGAAGGUUUUGGGCCUUGUUCUCUGUGGCCUGCUGAUGCCAAUGCAAGUUUCAGGCACAGGACGCUGCAUUAUCCCUCAAGAGUCAUAUGAAAGGGCUUGUGAAGAGUCAGUAACUGGCCUCUUCCGGCAUGAAAUGGAGACACUCAAAUUCCCAGGAUCAACAAUUACCUUAAUUGCUAUCAAUGGGUUGCAUGUUGCUAAAGCCAUUGUGCUCCCAGUGAAAUCCAAGUACAUUCCUGGAGUUGGGGUCAAGGUGAAAUUUUCUGCUAAACUCAAAAUCCUGGGCACUUGCUGGUCUAUCCUCUUAUCUGGCCUGACCACUAUCAACGUGCAUGUAGACUGUAGUGCGCUCGUUCUGCUGCCUAAGUAUUUGCCGCUUACCACCAGCGUUGCCGUCAAGGAUUGUCAAUGUGCGAUGGUUCUCAAGGACAUCAGUAUCAACUUGCUCGAUAUCCGGGCGAGCGUGACAGCCAGCCUAGGGAACAACAUUCUACUGGCGUUACAAGUCAAGACCCCGACGAUACUUUCGGCUUGUAUUUCCUUCGGGCAUUCAAAGAUGCUGAGUGAGAUUAACUCUGUACUCCCAUUUGAGAAGGGAAAGCUCCUGUAUGUGGCUCAAACUCCAAAAGUAAAUGACCGGUUCAUUGAAAUUCCUGUACAGACGGAAUACCUGGCUGACGAUGGGAAGAAGAUCCCCAUUCCACCCCUCCCGGAGAACUUUGUGAUAUUGCCAGAAAUGAAUCAUACAUCUGAGGCCAUAGGGGAGAAUGUCAUCACUUCUAUCUUCUCCUACACAGUCUUCAAGAAACCUCAUUCCUUCUCUUGUACCCCUCAAACGUUUCUUGACACUGUCUCCCUGGAGCUGAUCCUCUCUGAACUGAUUGUUUCCAAGUGCCCAACCUGCACUCCAAUCUCUUCUUCGCUGUUCAUCAUUACCAAAAUGGUCACACCUCUGACGGUCGGUCUGGAUGUGAACCUGUGCACCAUGAAUCUCACUCUCAGCCUGCAGAUAAUGGAUAAAAAGGGAAACAAGAAACCUGUGCUCCUCGUUGCUUUGAAAGCAGAACUUGGUUUGGUUGCCACUCUCCAGCUGGUUGAAGGAAAGGUGCAAUUCACUGCAUCCCUGGACAGAUUGCAUUUCAAGCUGCUUUCCUCAAUCGUGGGCCCUGUCAUUAUUGUACGUCUUCAGGCGCCUUUGAGAGCCUUCAUCACGAAAAUUAUACUAAAGGAGAUCAACUUUUACCUCCACUUAGCAAAAAUCCCAAUAUUUAGAGCACCAGGACUGAAGCCCAGCUUUGCUCAUUGCCACCCUUCUAAGCACUGUCUUGUGUGCCAUAAAAAACUCCAUAAAGGGUGAUGUACCAGGCGAGUGUGGUGCUGACUCACCUCUGACACCGAGGAGAGAGAAGAAAGAGUGGCACAAAUGAGGAGGCUUAAUUCAUGUUCCUUUUUCCAAAAUUUUGAUUCAAGCUUUUUACUUUGGGGAAAAAUUGCCACAUCUGCUAUGGAAUUUCAGCUAAAGAACGGCCGUAGAUCUGAUAGUCUCCUUGUUACUUGGAUUUACUAUUUUUCAAAUCAAAUCUGUCUUGAGUGAUAAGUUUCAGGGAGGGUUUGGGAUUGUGGUUAUUAUUCUAUUAGUUUCCUUUGGUUACUCUGUUAAUAAAUCAUUCUUCUUAGCAUGCCUGCUGUGUUCAUUUCACCCCACUGCAGGAUUCGGUUCCCUAUUUGAGAAUUCAUACUGCUCUCCACCCCCACAUAAGAUUUGUGUAUUAGUAAUUCAUUCCAUCUGCUGUUCUUCAUUGUCCAGUGCAUAUAGGUUAUACAUGAACUUAUACACACACCACAUUAAUAGUUAUGUGCAUGGUAUUAAUAUUUGAUUUAUAUGUGUGUGUUGGGUGAUCAUGCUAAACUCUAUUAUUCUUGCUCGCUUAUGCUAAGGCAUAUGUCCCACAGUGCUCUGGGACAUGUAUGGUUUAGGCGAAUACACAAACUAUCCAAAGCUAGAUGGACGAAUGUUCUAAACAUAGGAGCAAUGUGGCAUAAGGAAAUCAUGGAAGCUGUAUGAAUGCUUUG